Messenger RNA from Helianthus annuus (common sunflower), 1174 nucleotides. RefSeq lists its product as uncharacterized. Bases 92 to 985 code for a protein of 297 amino acids. The transcript is spliced from 4 exons. Gene Ontology annotation, molecular function: sequence-specific DNA binding. Lineage: Eukaryota; Viridiplantae; Streptophyta; Magnoliopsida; Asterales; Asteraceae. Gene Ontology annotation, biological process: DNA-templated transcription. The record is from RefSeq and is a predicted model, not a curated record.
UCAAAACUCACAGUCAACACCAUCAUAAAACAGUCUCAAAAAACAACUCAAGAAAUUGUAAACAAAAUUUUGGCGCGAAAAUACACCAACAAUGCCGGAGAAGAAACUAAAAGACACGAAGAAGGCUUCAUACCGAUCGAAACCCUGCGUAUCGAACCGAGAUGAUCGAGGAAAAGCGAGAUUAGACGAUCAAGAUGAAUCUGAAGAGAUGCCGAUGAGACGCAUUCGAUGCCUCGCGAUUCACCAGCAGGAUUCGCCUAAAUUAGGUGAAAGGUCCAGUUGGAGAAGUUAUACACCAUGGAGACAAGAAACUUAUCACAGAUCAGCCCGUCUAGAAAAGCAACUCAAGGUCCUCGAAGACCAAAUCGAUAAGCAAGUAAAACGGUUCCAAACCCAAUACUCACGGGCCUCGAACCCAACUCGACCCAAAGACGUCGCCAAACUUCUUGCACCCAGUUCUACACCACCUCUUGAACUAGCCACACUCUCUUGGCUCGGUGACUGGCGCCCAUCUUCCAUUUUGGGCCUUCUUAGCUCACUAACCCGGUCCUCACCCACCUUAGCCUCGUCGUUGACCCAUGCAGCCGCCACCGAGAAGGCUAUUCAACAACUGAUCCAUGACUUGCGGAUCGAGGAAGCUGUUAUUGAUGAAGAGUUAACAGAGAUUCAAGCUAAUUGCAUCCUCAACCUCCCUUUUGCACUGGCCCAAGAAAAGCCCAAUGGGCACACUAUGGACCAAGUUCACUCCGAGCUCAAAAAAGUCCACCGUUUAAUUCUCAAGGCCCAAAACUUCAGGAAAAUUGCAUUGGAGACUGUAGUGAAGAAAAUCUUGUGUCAAAGUGAUGCUGCUGAAUUUCUAGUUGCUUUUGGUGGAAUUCAAGAAACUGUACACCAAUUUUCUAGAGAUUAUAAAUUGAGGAAAGGCCCAGUAUGUGUGCCAUUGACUUGUGGAUCAGAAAAUGUGGCGGCUGACUGUGCUACUUAAUAGGUAAGUUUCUUUUAAAAUAGAUAGAUCAGAUGUACAACUGGUAAAGCAUUUUGUACCACCCAUGACAGCUAUUAGUCUGCAAGCCCAUUGUCCUGCAUGCAUAUGCAUUAGGUGUAACACAACUGGACUGUGCUGAUAUAUUGUUCUGUUCUGUCACAUCUGUAUGUACUUGAAAUUUUAUGCUUA